AUGGAAACAACUCCGGCCGCCAAAGAACGAAACGAGUUGUUUCAAAAGCUCAAGCCAUGCUGCGUUAAAGUGAGCCAGCUGGCGAUCCGGGAGUCUGGGGACCCAAAGACUCACCGGGAAGUCCUGGAGCUUGUCAACCAGAUCCUCGCCAUCUUGAACGAGCAAAUCUCCAAGAGUCCACUGGCUCUUGACGAAAAGCUGGCGGAAUAUGUAUUUUUCCCACUCCAUCACAUCUUUCGCCAGCUAGAACGAUAUCCCAUGAACGUGGUGGAAGAUUGCGUCAAAUGUCUGAAUAUCCUCAUCGUUCACGGGUGGAAGUCUAGAAUAUCCGCUCAGCUGGUACAACAGAUAUUCAGCUUCCUCAUAUUCAUCAUCGAUGGCGUUCCGGGGUCUCCCAAGAGAGAAAUCCCCGAAGAGACGGUGCUUGAGGCGUUCCGAGCCGAAACUGCGUUGCUUAUCACCGCAGGCUCGUCGGCCACGGCGGCGGCGGGCCUCUCUGAAUCAGAGUCUAUGCCAGCAUUGGGCCAUGGAAUCACAGUCAUGCUGGACGGAGUUUCGGAAGGUGCAAACGCAGAGAUUCAGCGCGAGGCACUGAGGACAUUGGAAGCCGCCUAUGGAGCCAUCAAAGAGCAUGCUGCGCUGGCCAGUUUUCUCCCAGGAACAAUUUCAUCAUUUGCCACGCUGUUAUCGAAACCUUCUCGAUAUAAGAAGCUGGUAAUAGCUAAAUGUCUGGAGACCGUGCGAGUGGUCCUAACACGGGUGCUGUCUGACUUGCGGACACGAUCCAUUAUCGCCAAAGAAGCCGAAAGCCAGAGCGAUGCCGACAAAUCCAAAGUUCUCAGCCCGGCAUGGCUCAAGGCUACUGUGGCCCAAGUUCAGGUGGCUCUGUCAGUGAUGAUGAGGCUACGGACACAUGAAGCGCCUGAAGUCCGUGAGGCUCUGGGCCGACUAUGCAUAACUCUACUGGACGAAUGCCAUACUACCCUAUCAAACUGCACAACCAUCCUCGUCGAGACAUCAGUGAUUCUUGAUCAAGGAUCUGAUCAAGACUCCAUGACCGAAACGAGCCUGGGGUAUCUGGUAAAUAUAUAUCCUGAGCUGGGAGAAUGCAUCAAAUCUACAGUCUAUAAUUGGAUGUCGAGCCUUCCUCGCCUUGUGCAGGCAAGUGACGAGAAGGUAAAAGAGCAAGCAGUCUACAAUCUGGCCAAGGGAAUUGAAUUGUUACGAAGCCUAAGAAUCGAGUCGUCAACGCUCGAUGAUUCAAUCAGCAGUACUUUGAGAGAAAGCAUCAUGGCAAUCGUCAGUACGUCAAAAGUACAACAAUCUAAUACCACCAGACCUGUAUUACUGCUCGAUGAUGGGUCUUCGGCUUCAGUCACGACGGGUGAACCGCAAUUCCAGCCGGUGCUGUUAGGCCACGAAGGGCAGAGAAGACUAAAGAGCGAGAUAUUGAAUCUCGUACGGACUGUGGGCUCCAUAUCUCAGCAUGCGCUGACUGCAUAUUGGCUGUGCUUUGAGUUGAUCAAAGCUUCACAUGCCGGCUCUGAAGAUACAGACGCGCUGCUCGAUCUAUCUGCAUUCACUGACCAGUCAGAAGAUGUAAAUCAAGUCUUCGACGAGUUAUACGACUUCUCCGUUCAAGUACUAGACUCGCACACGGAGAUGGCGCAGGUUGACUGGCGUUUGGAAGCCAUUGCUCUCGAGAUUAUGGCAUACGCUGCCCAGAGAUCGGGUGAGAAGUUUAGACCAGAGCUCAUCGAUGUGCUAUUCCCUGUUGCCACAUUCCUAGGCUCGGAUAACGGCAACCUGCAGCAACAUGCCAUUGCAACGCUAAACAGCAUAGCACUGUCUUGUCAAUAUUCCAACGUCUCAGAAUUGAUCAUUGACAACGUCGACUACAUGGUCAACUCGGUCUCGCUGCGGCUGAAUACGCUGGAUAUCUCCCCGGCAUCCACACAGGUCCUGCGAAUGAUGGUACGGCUGGCUGGGCCUGGUCUGGUGCCGUUUUUGGAUGAUGUCGUCGAGUCAAUGUUUGCUGCUCUAGAAAACUACCACGGAUACACAUCUUUCGUAGAGAGCCUUUUCUCCGUCUUGAAGGAGAUUGUGGACCAGGCAACCCACGCAGACGGCCGGCUCUUGACUGACGCCGAGCGGUCAUCCACUAACCACAAGAAACAGGCACAAGCGAUCGAAAGCUUAGAUAUGCUUCUGGAAAUCCUCGAUAGGCGCAAACAGAGAGAAGAACGUGAUAAGGCCGAGAUGGAAAACACAGAGGCCAAGAGCGGACACCCUGGAGUUCCGUGGACGAGCGACUUGGCCCAGGGACAAGACGACCAAGAACAAGAAGAGCCCCCCAGAGAGCAGGAAAGACCACCAAAUUCGCCAACGUACCAGCUUGUUCAACGUGUAGCAACGCUCACGCAGCACUACUUGACUUCUCCGACCCCGACGCUGCGAAGGUCCCUCCUGGAACUCGUCACUGCGGCAUCGUCCGUCCUCGCCGCGGACGAAGAUUCCUUUUUGCCCCUCGUCAACGCCAUCUGGCCCGUGAUCAUCACCAGGCUUCGCGACCCGGAGACCUUUGUCGUCGUCGAGGCUUGCGAAACGCUCUCUGGGCUGUGCAAGGCGGCGGGCGAUUUUCUGAGCACUCGCUGGAAAACAGAAUGGGGUCCUCUCUCGCAGGCCGGAUCAGGGAAGGAUAUUGUGAUUCCUAUACGGUCCGGCGAUGGCUUUCAAGUCACGCCAAGGGCCAUCGGAGGAGGAGCAGAACAGGCUUUGAGUGGUGGACUCGGCCAGCAUGCGUCUCCAGUUCGGAUCUGGGAGGCAGUGGUGAAGCUACUCACAGCCAUCAUAUCGUACGUGCGCGUAGAAGACGACAUGUUUGAUGAGAUCUUGGACCUCCUAGCGGAUGUCAUGGAGAAGAACCAGGAAGUAAGGGAAGCUUUGGAGGUUAUCAACGCCGACGCCGUCUGGGCUGUGAGAUAUGAGCGUGGUCUUGUCGAAUGGACUCCCGCCCCGGUAUUGGAGGGCGUAGUAUUCCCUGAGAUGGAAAGGAUAUCUUGA
Messenger RNA from Trichoderma breve, 3063 nucleotides. RefSeq lists its product as uncharacterized. Gene Ontology annotation, cellular component: cytoplasm. The coding region runs from base 1 to 3063 and encodes 1020 amino acids. The transcript is spliced from 4 exons. Gene Ontology annotation, biological process: chromatin remodeling. The record is from RefSeq and is a predicted model, not a curated record. NCBI's taxonomy places the organism in Eukaryota, Fungi, Ascomycota, Sordariomycetes, Hypocreales, Hypocreaceae.